AUGGAUUCUUGUGUGACUCUCGAUUAUCCGGUGGAGUUGCAUAGAGCCCAUAAUGGUUAUCCACUGAAACCCCCGAAAAAAAGGAAAUGGAGAAAGAAUAGAUGUCAGGUUAUCAAAAAAAGAUGGCGGAUGAGUUUGGGCUAAAAAAGAGUGAAACCAAACUGGUAUUGACGCUGUAGGAUAAGAAAAACUAUUUUGUUCAUCACAGACAUUUGCAGUUUUACCUCAAGCUUGGAAUGAAACUCAAGAAGGUACAAAGGACGUUGGAGUUCGUCCAAGAAUGCUAGAUGGAGCCCUACAUACGGAUGAACAAAGAACUCAGGAAUCACGCAACAAAUGAAUAAGAAAAGACCUUUUACAAACUCAUAAACAACUCUGUGUUUGGGAAAAUGCUGGAGAACAUGCGGAAGCGUGUACACAUAAAAAUUAAUGAGUCCGCAGUGAUGACAGUGAAAAGAUUCGAAAAUUGAUCGUAAGUACCUUUUUCGCUGGGUUCACGAAGUUUUCCAACAACCUUGCAGGAUUCAGCAUGCCCAAGGAAAGUGUGAGGCUGAACAAGCUCGUUUAUGCAGCGAUGACGAUUCUUGAUGAUGGCAAAACCCUGAUAUAUGAUUUUACUACAACACGCUCAAAAAGCAGUACGGUGCUAAAUGUGAACUCAUAUACACAGAAAGACUUUUGUUGGAGAUUCAAACGGACGUUGUCGACAAUGAUAUGGAAGACAAAAAGUAUUUGUACGAUACCAGCGAUUAUCCCAAAGAUUAA
Molecule: messenger RNA, 765 nt
Organism: Porites evermanni
Lineage: Eukaryota; Metazoa; Cnidaria; Anthozoa; Scleractinia; Poritidae
Source: the annotation of a GenBank genome assembly